AAGAAAAGAGAGGGGAGAGAGAGAGAGAACACUCGGCUCCUCUAUAUAUUUCCCAUUGCAAAUCGCGCCCACGCCUCUCUCUUUCCCAUUCUCCCCCAUGUCUAUUUUUUGAACUUAUUCACAAAAGACAGAGAUUUCGGUCUUCAAUCUUGCUUGUCGUCGUUGUCCAUGGCGACUCAAUGGGUCAAGUCUUGCAAAUCAACAUCAGCAAACGAUGUCGUCGACGAGCGCCGCCACAAACCACCGAAGCACCGCCCCGUGGCCGUAUCUUCAAGUUGCAGAAAAGGCGUCCAAAGCCUCAAAGAUGUCAUCGAAACAACCAAACCGAAGAAACCCAGGAAAAAAGCCAAACAACCCAGCUCGGUGGCACCCGAACCCGGUUCGGACAGGGAGAAGACCCGCGUUCAAACCGUCACCGUGGGCCCGUUCUCUCCGGCCCUCACUGAGCUCCCCGCCGGUCACCCCUCGCGCAAUGUGGUCGAGAUAAUCUUCCGCUCCGGCUGGUCGCCCGAGCCCUUCUCGGGUCGGGUCGAGAUCGUGUUCAAGGUCCGGAAUUCGUCCGGAACCGCGGCCCGGUUCGAGGAGUACAGGGAAAAGGUAAAGGCCCGCGUCAGUUACGGAGGCGGUGGGGACCACGCGCGGUGCGCUGCGGACGGGAAUGAGGUGAUGGGGUUCCACUCCCUGGGUCCCGUCGACGGGGGCCUGGGUUACGACGGCGCGUGGGAUUCUCAUUGCCGGAAGGGUGUGGUGUGCGUGUUUUCCGGCGGUGGCGAGGCUCACGAGAGUGGCGGCGGCGGCGGGAGGGGGCGCAGGGCCAUGUUGGUGUGCCGGGUCAUUGCGGGUCGGGUUGGUAAACGGAUGGGUUUGAAGCCCUUGUCGGAGGGCCGAGUCGGGUUUGACUCAGUGAGUGGAGAGAAUGGAGAGUUGGUAGUGUGUGAUACACGUGCUGUGUUGUCCUGUUUUCUUAUCCUUUAUAAAUUGUGAAUAAAAAACACCAUUGACAGCAGUAAUAGGAAGAUCAAUAUUUUAUUUCUUA
Molecule: messenger RNA, 1036 nt
Organism: Rhododendron vialii
Lineage: Eukaryota; Viridiplantae; Streptophyta; Magnoliopsida; Ericales; Ericaceae
Exons: 1
Coding region: 169-984 (271 amino acids)
Source: RefSeq, a predicted model, not a curated record